CCCCCCCCCUCUCUCCAACCACGAAACCGUCGAGUUUCUCUCUCUUUAAAUACCAGUCCGAGAAUUGGGUAUCUUCCGUGGAUUCUUGGUUGUGUUUAGGGUAGCCGCAGCCGCUGCCUGCCCGGGUUACGCCAAGAACAGAGGGGGGCAUGCGCGAGCGCGAGUACGUGGAGGAGGAGCAUGAGCCCCAGCCGGGGUGCGCGGAGGGCGCGGGGCAGGCGGCGGCGAACUGCGCGGCGGUGUGCUGCUGCUGCCCGCUCGCGCUGCUCGACGUCCUGCUGCUCGUCACCGUCAGGCUCCCCGUGGGCGUCAUGCGGCGGAUGAGGAGGACGAGGCGCCGCCGCCGCACGAAGAGGCCCGCUGCGGCGGCGUCCGCGUCGCCUUCGGGGAGCGGCAAGGCGAUGAUCGCCACCGCCUCGUCGCCGCUGGAGAUCGAGGAGGCGGUGGCGGUGGUGACCCGCGGCGGGGUGGAGUCGCCGGCGUCGGAGCUGGAGCGGGAGAUCAUGAACUCCCGGUUCUACGGCGCCGGCUUCUGGCGCAGCGUCUCCUCCGGCUCCAGCUCCUGCGCCUCCUCCUCCACGCGCCACCAAUAGCAACAUCUUCUUCUUGCAAUUUUGCUCCGUAUCUAGUAGGUAGCAUGCCAAGUUGCCAAUUACCACUCAAUUGCACUGCACAGGCGUGAUCAACUGGCUCCUCAGUUUUAGGCGUUCUUGGGUGUCAGUUCAGCUUCAGCGUGUAUAGCAGCAUCACAUUGUGGCAUGGCUUGGUACAGCGAGUGAUCGUGCACUUGCUCUUGCUCGACACGCGCGAACGCGGUCCGUGUGGAUUGGAUAAUUUGGAUCGGUAUGCAAUUGUUUUCGGGGGCUGGACCACGCCGGCAGCUUCAGAUAGAGGAGAGAAACGGUGAUCCUCGUUGCCUAGAUUCUCUCUCUUUUUUCUUCCCUUUUGACUCUUGAGAGAGUGCAGAACAUGCUGAAUAAAACUUUGAAACUCGUGUUCAAUCGA
Molecule: messenger RNA, 1005 nt
Organism: Phragmites australis (common reed)
Lineage: Eukaryota; Viridiplantae; Streptophyta; Magnoliopsida; Poales; Poaceae
Exons: 1
Coding region: 150-593 (147 amino acids)
Source: RefSeq, a predicted model, not a curated record